AAGGAUGACCAACCAAUCCGACCAAGCGAAGAAACUUCAUAAAUCGAAACAGCCCAUCAAAACCAAGGUGUUAAGUAAGGGUGAGCUGCCUGGCAAAGACAAUCUUAUGUCAAGACUGAAGGAUUAGAUAAUCCAAAAACAAAAGCAAACUGCUUACUAACUACCUACAGAAAAGAGAUUUGGCUGAAAGAAAAGCAACUUGCCUUUCUUUUUCCUCCAAAUUUCCACUGUUUAAAACUUGAAGCCCAAGCUCAUUUCCCUUUGGUUGUUAUAUAAACUCCAGUCGGAAAACUCUUUUUUUCGACAGCCAUCAGGAUCAAGAACCAAGAACUUUACACCUUAAACUCCAUCCUAUCCUAACGAUCCCAGUGCCAUUGUCAAGUCAAACUACAAACAAACUAAACUGCCUGGCUAUUCUUUUGUUAAUGCUCAGAAGAAGUCAACGAUGAAUCCUGCAUCGUCGAUAGAUAGUGAAGGAAGCAUCCAUCUGCAGGUAUCUGAGCUCAAUGCAAGGAUUAGUGAAGCAGGCAGUUCAGGUCCAGGUCCAAGUCCAACAACAAUCUUACAACCUCAAAGCUCUAUUGAGACAAAGAACACUAGUAGCACAGGCAGUUCAGUUACUGCAGCAAGGCAGGUAGAAGCAAUCCGUGCACCAGAAAAGAAGCUGACCCUUUUUGCUCUGAGGCUUGCUGUGCUGGAAAAAGCAGCAACUGGAUUGGGAACUCUAGGUUUCAUAUGGGCUACAGUUGUUCUUCUUGGUGGUUUUGCCAUCACUUUAGACAAAACAGAUUUUUGGUUCAUAACCAUUAUUCUGCUGAUUGAGGGCACAAGGAUAUUUAGCAGGAGUCAUGAGCUUGAAUGGCAACACCAAGCCACAUGGUCCCUUGCUGAUGUUGGAAUUAGUAGCUUCCGCGCAAUCAGAUCAAGCUCAAACUUUGUCAUCAAAACUGUCAAGGCAAUUUUUAGGCCUAUUGCUGCUGUUGGAAAUCCAGGCAGGGGACAGAGCAGGGAGAUCAUCACACAGAGCAUCCAUCAGGCAAACCGAAACAACUGGCAUCAGAAGAGGAUGCCAACUCGAACGUGGAAUAGCUCAGAGGUUCCUCUCAUUCCGUAUGCUUCAUGGGUGUUCAUAUCAAGAAAUAUUAGUAAAUUGUUGUAUUGGCUCCAACUCAUCUCCGCUACGACCUGUGUAGUGCUCUCCCUGAUGAAGCUUAUCAAGAGAAACUUUGGCGCUGUGUCCAAAGAUGACUCAGACAAGAGGAACAGGAAGGCAGCUUUGAUUAUAUUCUAUUCAUUAGCUUUGGCGGAAGCACUGCUGUUUCUCCUGGAGAAAGCCUAUUGGGAGUGGAAUGUAACGUUUCGCAAAAUAUUGGAUGAGGUGAACAAGCAGUGUGAGAUGGGGACAUCAGGUAUGCUUGCAAUUAGAAGGUUUUUCUAUGAUGCAUAUUCACAAUGUGUUUAUGGAAGCGUUUUUGAUGGCCUGAAAAUGGAUAUGGUUUCGUUUGCGAUGGAUCUCUUGGGCUCGAACUCCCCUGAUGAACAGCUUAUGGGGGCUCAAAUUCUGGAAACAUUUUCAAAAAGCAAGCGGUUUUCUGAUGACACCCUCCAAAAGAUUGGUAUAAACUUAUCUGUAACAGAAAGGUUAGUCGAAAUGUUGAACUGGAAAGACCCUGAAGAAGAACAGAUCAGAAAAUCAGCUGCAGAAAUUGUGGCACACCUUGCUGGUAAAAAGCAGAAUUCUCUUAGGGUAGCUGGUAUACCAGGUUCAAUGGAAUCAAUAUCAUCCUUGCUCCACAUCAGCAGGAGCUUUGGUGAUGCAGCUGAUGAAAUACCAGAAAAGAGAAUCAUCUUCGAUGAUGGACAUUAUAGCUUCUGGACAUUCAACCAUUUGGGGCUCACAAUUUUGAAGCAGCUUGCUCGCGACCAUGACAAUUGUGGGAAGAUAGGGAAUACAAGAGGCCUCCUGCCAAAAAUCAUAGAUUGCACACACGCAGGAGAGAGGCUCCUGACGGAUGCGACAGCCACACCCUCUCAGAUUUUAACAGUGAAGCGAUCUCUGCAGGUAGUAAAAAGACUGUCCUGCACUACUGGUGCCACGGGCAAACAGCUCAGGAAAGAAAUUUCAGAGAUAGUUUUCACAAUCAGCAAUAUCAGAGACAUAUUGAGGUAUGGGGAGAAACAUCCAACACUGCAAAAGUUAGGAAUAGAUAUCCUAAGAAAUCUGGCAAUGGAAGAGGACGCAACAGAGAGAAUUGGUGGCACAGGUGGGGUCCUCAAGGAGCUGUUCAACAUCUUCUUCAAGCAGGUGACAGAUGAAAAGCACAAAGAUGUAAAAAUUGCAGCAGGAGCAGCACUAUCAAUGCUGGCAUUUGAAAGCACAAGUAAUUGCUUGCGCAUAUUGAAAUUAAAUGUCACUGAAAAGCUUGUUAAAGCGUUAGAGUUAGAAGAUCCACUACUUCGAAUUAAUGCAGGCAGAAUUCUACGAAAUUUAUGUGCAUCCAGCGGAGAAGAUAGCUUUGAUCAACUGCACCACCUUACUGAUGCAGGGCCAACGGUCCUUCAAGCAAUCAUGACAAAAGAAACCAAGUUGCAGGAAGUAAUGAUUGGAUUAGCAGCACGUAUUUUCAAGUUUAUGACAUCACGGGAAUCAAGCAUUAUGUUUCAGGAAGCGGGCAUCCAAGAAGCUGAAGUGGCUAAGAAACUUGUCUCGACUCUGAAGCAAUAUCAGUAUCCUUCCAUCAGGGUUCCAAGGAUGAGGAGGUUUGUUUUAGAGUUGGCAAUCUGGAUGAUGAAAGAUAAGAAAACAAACAUCCUAACUUUCAAGAGUUUAGGGAUGGAAGAACAGCUAGAACACAUGAUGGACACCAUAUCCGAUAUUGAGAGCUUCAAUAUUUUCUCUGGGACUGUAGGGCUGAGCCGACAUAGCACAACAAUUCAUUCAUUAGUUGAAAUUGCAAUGCAGCUGCUGGUAGAUGGUUAAAUUUGCCAUCUGGAGAAUGAAUUUUGCAAAACAA
Coffea eugenioides is the source of this 3014-nucleotide messenger RNA. RefSeq lists its product as uncharacterized. The transcript has 2 exons. The coding region runs from base 446 to 2980 and encodes 844 amino acids. The record is from RefSeq and is a predicted model, not a curated record. NCBI's taxonomy places the organism in Eukaryota, Viridiplantae, Streptophyta, Magnoliopsida, Gentianales, Rubiaceae.